UUGGAAAGGAACCAUUUCCAUGGGCCAUCUGUCUUCCCGCAGCCAGCAGCCGCAGCCGCAGCCGCAGCCUCUCGCCAAGCAGCCCGGAGCAGCCCCGCUAGACUGCGUGCCACCGGCGCGGGGGACGGCGGCCACCAUCCACGGGUAGCGCCAGCAAGGGGGCCACGCCAGCAGCAGCUGCCCAGGAUGGUUUUGGUACACGUCGGCUACCUUGUUCUUCCAGUGUUUGGCUCUGUGCGAAACAGAGGCACGCCUUUUCAGCGGUCUCAGCAUCCUCAUGCUACCUCCUGCCGGCACUUCCACCUGGGCCCCCAGCCUCAGCUCUCCGCGGACUUCCCCCUGCCUCACGCCGUCCAGCCUCACAUGGCGCCUCCUCACCAGCACAGCGGCCCGCUGCACCCGCCCCUGCCGCCUCUGCCCGCCCUGCCGUUCCAGGACGUGACGGGACCCUCCUUCCUACCUCAGGCCCUCCACCAGCAAUACCUCCUCCAGCAGCAGCUCCUCGAAGCCCAGCACCGCCGACUCAUGCCUCACCCCAGGCGGACGCAGGAGCGCGUGUCUGUCCAACCUCAUCGGUUACAUCCCAGCUUUGAAUUUGGCCAUCAACUGCAGACUCCUCAAGCCAUGGGCCCCCCUCCCAGAUACUUAGCUGAGGGAACCGACUGGGAUCUCAGUGUCGAUGCUGGACUGACUCACAACCAGUUCCAGGUCAGGCCAGUUCCGCAGCAUUAUCAGCAUUACUUAGCUUCUCAAAGGAUGCAUCAUUUCCCCCGGAACACGUCCUCAACGCAGAUGGUUGUUCAUGAAAUUAGGAACUACCCGUAUCCUCAGCUUCAGCUCCUUGCUCUUCAGGGACUGAACCCAAACCGACACACAUCUGCUGUGAGGGAAAGUUACGAAGAGCUGUUACAACUGGAAGACAGGCUGGGCAGUGUGAACAGAGGGGCUGUGCAGAACACCAUCGAACGGUUCACCUUCCCACACAAGUACAAGAAGAGGAGACCGCAAGAAAGCAAAACAGAGAAGGAAACAGGGGAGGAGUCGGACACAGAUGAGAAAUGCACAAUCUGCCUCUCAAUGCUCGAAGACGGCGAGGAUGUGAGGCGCCUACCUUGUAUGCAUCUCUUUCACCAAGUGUGUGUGGAUCAGUGGUUAGCGACCAGCAAGAAAUGCCCCAUUUGCCGAGUGGACAUUGAAACACAACUGGGAUCCGACAGCUGAAAUAAGCCAACUGGGGGAUGCAUCCUCUCUUUCGGGUCCUUAUCGGGGCACGUGGCCCUUGCAGCAAAAUGUUUGCCUUCUGAGCCAUUUGAUUUUUUGAAGAAAGCCUGCAAGCACAUUCACAGAUUAUUUAAAAAAAUAAAAAUAGAAGAAGAGGAGGAAGAAGGAGAAGGAGAAGAAAUGUGAGACGAUGAUGAGUUGGUGGCUAUAAUGCCCAGAGAUCAUUGCAAUGUAAAUCUUGCAUUUUAGGAGAAUUUUAAACAUGCUUGCAAGACAGAAAGGAUUAGAGCUGAAGAGGAAUUCAACAAUGCUUAUUUUAAGCUGCUUUGUUUUGGCUGUUCUUCUGAUAGAACCCCAUAGCUGCAAGUAGUGAUGCAAUCGAAAGCAAACGAUAGUUGAGUCCAGUGUACACCGCAAAAUGUUUUGACAAUCGGAAUAUUUUGGCAAUGAGAGGUUAUUAGGUGUCUGAAAAAUGAUAUAAUGGUGCACUGAUCUGGGAAGAAAAAUGCAAAUGAACAUAAAGUCAAACUAUAUGCCAUGGUUGAGCUU
This is a messenger RNA of Varanus komodoensis (Komodo dragon), 1770 nucleotides long. It is a transcript of the gene ARK2C, whose product is annotated as ring finger protein 165. Gene Ontology annotation, molecular function: zinc ion binding; ubiquitin protein ligase activity. The transcript has 9 exons. Gene Ontology annotation, biological process: motor neuron axon guidance; positive regulation of BMP signaling pathway. The record is from RefSeq and is a predicted model, not a curated record. Lineage: Eukaryota; Metazoa; Chordata; Lepidosauria; Squamata; Varanidae. The coding region runs from base 187 to 1221 and encodes 344 amino acids.